Messenger RNA from Aspergillus nidulans FGSC A4, 1020 nucleotides. Its product is annotated as putative cyclin. The record is from RefSeq and is a predicted model, not a curated record. Gene Ontology annotation, molecular function: cyclin-dependent protein serine/threonine kinase regulator activity. Lineage: Eukaryota; Fungi; Ascomycota; Eurotiomycetes; Eurotiales; Aspergillaceae. The transcript has 3 exons. Gene Ontology annotation, biological process: regulation of transcription by RNA polymerase II. Bases 1 to 1020 code for a protein of 339 amino acids.
AUGGCCAAGACCCUUGCUUUCGUAGCUCAUGAGGCAGGUUCAACAUUUACAGCAAACUCCAUUUUAUAUUCAGUCACAUGGAAGCUCAGAUCGCUGCUUUAUCUUCUAAGGGUUGCCGAAAUGUCUCGCGGAACCUCUAAUCUGAAAUAUCUCUCCAAUGCGCUUGCAACCCCGGAACAAUUGACGAGCUCUUCUUCAGCCAUCGAUGGUGUUCCGACUGAUUUGGAGACAUCUGUUCGCUUUGCCGGCACUCAGCUCACUCAGGCCGCUGGUGUUUUACUACGAUUGUCUCAGGACAUCAUCGCUCAGGCUAUCGUGACCUUCACCCGUUUCUGGCUGGGUCCAGAGGGAGGAAGUCUCCGGAUAUAUUCUGCAAAGGACGUCUCUGCCGCCGCCCUUUACUUGACAGCGAAGCUCUCAUUCCAACCGACUUCUCCGCGUUCUGUUUUGACUGUCUACGCGUUUCUUCUAGCAAAAGAGGCCUCUCCUCUAUGGUUCGUGAACCCGAAAGGAUCGCCGAAUGAACCCAUUCCUACGCGCUAUCACCUUACCGAAGGCGGAUACCAAUCCCAACGUCAAAUCCUCCUCCGUAUCGAGUCAGUUAUCUUACGCACACUGGGAUUCAAUACGCACGUGGCUUUACCUCACACCAUCACCCUAACCUACCUUCAGACGCUAGGUGUCUCUUCAACGGAGGUUGCACGAAGAGCCUUCGAGCAUCUCAACUCGAGCCUUCUCUCCCCGCAACUUCUUUUUGUCACGCAUCAGCCAAAUGCCCUUGCGGUAGCCUCCAUCUACUUAGCGGCGCGAGAGAGAGGAGUAAAACUUGUUGAUGGAGAGUGGUGGGAAGUGUUUGAUGUGGACCGGGAGGACCUUGGGUUCCUGGUUGUUGGAAUGCAGAGUAUGGAAGGGUUUGCGCGAGCAGAAAUGGAGAGGUGGAAGGGUCGCACCGUUCCGCUGGAUGUUGAAGAGGUAGAGGCUGAGAUUGAGCGGAGACAAAUGCUGGAAUCUGGAGAGUGA